Paracoccidioides lutzii Pb01 is the source of this 378-nucleotide messenger RNA. Its product is annotated as dipeptidase. The record is from RefSeq and is a predicted model, not a curated record. The transcript is spliced from 2 exons. Bases 1 to 378 code for a protein of 125 amino acids.
AUGUAUUCCGCUAACCUAUGUCGCAGUCCCCAAAGUCUCCGGCAAUUUCUCAGAUUAAGUCCACCAAGGAGUCGUCAACGGACACUUUCCAGCAAAUACCAGCAAAUAGACCUGGUCCACCGUAUUGCAAAACAAUGCCCCCAACUCCUAAAGCUCUCCUCCCCCGACGAUGUCUGGGCUAACUUCGCCAUAUCGAGUCUCAUCGACGUUGACGGUAUGCAUCAAAUCGGUAACAGCGCCAGUAUCCUACACAUGCAUUACGAUCUAGCGAUAGUUAUGCCGACAGCGCAACCUCCAAAGUAUCCAGUUAAUAACGACCUUUCGCCAGCGGGUCAGGCCAUUGUCCGUGUGAAAAUGAACGGACUAGGCAUGAGAUAG